AUGGUGCCUCUGUGGCCUUCUCGAGCACAGGCAUGGUGUCUCUGUGGCCUUCUCGAGCACAGGCAUGGUGUCUCUGUGGCCUUCUCGAGCACAGGCAUGGUGUCUCUGUGGCCUUCUCGAGCACAGGCAUGGUGUCUCUGUGGCCUUCUCGAGCACAGGCAUGGUGUCUCUGUAGCCUUCUCGAGCACAGGCAUGGUGUCUCUGUGGCCUUCUCGAGCACAGGCAUGGUGCCUCUGUGGCCUUCUCGAGCACAGGCAUGGUGUCUCUGUGGCCUUCUCGAGCACAGGCAUGGUGUCUCUGUGGCCUUCUCGAGCACAGGCAUGGUGUCUCUGUGGCCUUCUCGAGCACAGGCAUGGUGUCUCUGUGGCCUUCUCGAGCACAGGCAUGGUGUCUCUGUGGCCUUCUCGAGCACAGGCAUGGUGUCUCUGUGGCCUUCUCGAGCACAGGCAUGGUGUCUCUGUGGCCUUCUCGAGCACAGGCAUGGUGCCUCUGUGGCCUUCUCGAGCACAGGCAUGGUGUCUCUGUGGCCUUCUCGAGCACAGGCAUGGUGUCUCUGUGGCCUUCUCGAGCACAGGCAUGGUGUCUCUGUGGCCUUCUCGAGUACAGGCAUGGUGCCUCUGUGGCCUUCUCGAGCACAGGCAUGGUGCCUCUGUGGCCUUCUCGAGCACAGGCAUGGUGUCUCUGUGGCCUUCUCGAGCACAGGCAUGGUGUCUCUGUGGCCUUCUCGAGCACAGGCAUGGUGUCUCUGUGGCCUUCUCGAGCACAGGCAUGGUGUCUCUGUGGCCUUCUCGAGCACAGGCAUGGUGUCUCUGUGGCCUUCUCGAGCACAGGCAUGGUGUCUCUGUGGCCUUCUCGAGCACAGACAUGGUGUCUCUGUGGCCUUCUCGAGCACAGGCAUGGUGUCUCUGUGGCCUUCUCGAGCACAGGCAUGGUGUCUCUGUGGCCUUCUCGAGCACAGGCAUGGUGCCUCUGUGGCCUUCUCGAGCACAGGCAUGGUGUCUCUGUGGCCUUCUCGAGCACAGGCAUGGUGUCUCUGUGGCCUUCUCGAGCACAGGCAUGGUGUCUCUGUGGCCUUCUCGAGCACAGGCAUGGUGUCUCUGUGGCCUUCUCGAGCACAGGCAUGGUGUCUCUGUGGCCUUCUCGAGCACAGGCAUGGUGUCUCUGUGGCCUUCUCGAGCACAGGCAUGGUGUCUCUGUGGCCUUCUCGAGCACAGGCAUGGUGUCUCUGUGGCCUUCUCGAGCACAGGCAUGGUGUCUCUGUGGCCUUCUCGAGCACAGGCAUGGUGUCUCUGUGGCCUUCUCGAGCACAGGCAUGGUGCCUCUGUGGCCUUCUCGAGCACAGGCAUGGUGUCUCUGUGGCCUUCUCGAGCACAGGCAUGGUGUCUCUGUGGCCUUCUCGAGCACAGGCAUGGUGUCUCUGUGGCCUUCUCGAGCACAGGCAUGGUGCCUCUGUGGCCUUCUCGAGCACAGGCAUGGUGUCUCUGUGGCCUUCUCGAGCACAGGCAUGGUGUCUCUGUGGCCUUCUCGAGCACAGGCAUGGUGUCUCUGUGGCCUUCUCGAGCACAGGCAUGGUGCCUCUGUGGCCUUCUCGAGCACAGGCAUGGUGUCUCUGUGGCCUUCUCGAGCACAGGCAUGGUGUCUCUGUGGCCUUCUCGAGCACAGGCAUGGUGCCUCUGUGGCCUUCUCGAGCACAGGCAUGGUGUCUCUGUGGCCUUCUCGAGCACAGGCAUGGUGUCUCUGUGGCCUUCUCGAGCACAGGCAUGGUGUCUCUGUGGCCUUCUCGAGCACAGGCAUGGUGUCUCUGUGGCCUUCUCGAGCACAGGCAUGGUGUCUCUGUGGCCUUCUCGAGCACAGGCAUGGUGUCUCUGUGGCCUUCUCGAGCACAGGCAUGGUGUCUCUGUGGCCUUCUCGAGCACAGGCAUGGUGCCUCUGUGGCCUUCUCGAGCACAGGCAUGGUGUCUCUGUGGCCUUCUCGAGCACAGGCAUGGUGUCUCUGUGGCCUUCUCGAGCACAGGAAUGGUGUCUCUGUGGCCUUCUCGAGCACAGGCAUGGUGCCUCUGUGGCCUUCUCGAGCACAGGCAUGGUGUCUCUGUGGCCUUCUCGAGCACAGGCAUGGUGUCUCUGUGGCCUUCUCGAGCACAGGCAUGGUGUCUCUGUGGCCUUCUCGAGCACAGGCAUGGUGCCUCUGUGGCCUUCUCGAGCACAGGCAUGGUGUCUCUGUGGCCUUCUCGAGCACAGGCAUGGUGUCUCUGUGGCCUUCUCGAGCACAGGCAUGGUGCCUCUGUGGCCUUCUCGAGCACAGGCAUGGUGUCUCUGUGGCCUUCUCGAGCACAGGCAUGGUGUCUCUGUGGCCUUCUCGAGCACAGGCAUGGUGUCUCUGUGGCCUUCUCGAGCACAGGCAUGGUGUCUCUGUGGCCUUCUCGAGCACAGGCAUGGUGUCUCUGUGGCCUUCUCGAGCACAGGCAUGGUGUCUCUGUGGCCUUCUCGAGCACAGGCAUGGUGUCUCUGUGGCCUUCUCGAGGACAGGCAUGGUGCCUCUGUGGCCUUCUCGAGCACAGGCAUGGUGCCUCUGUGGCCUUCUCGAGCACAGGCAUGGUGCCUCUGUGGCCUUCUCGAGCACAGGCAUGGUGCCUCUGUGGCCUUCUCGAGCACAGGCAUGGUGUCUCUGUGGCCUUCUCGAGCACAGGCAUGGUGUCUCUGUGGCCUUCUCGAGCACAGGCAUGGUGCCUCUGUGGCCUUCUCGAGCACAGGCAUGGUGUCUCUGUGGCCUUCUCGAGCACAGGCAUGGUGUCUCUGUGGCCUUCUCGAGCACAGGCAUGGUGUCUCUGUGGCCUUCUCGAGCACAGGCAUGGUGUCUCUGUGGCCUUCUCGAGCACAGGCAUGGUGUCUCUGUGGCCUUCUCGAGCACAGGCAUGGUGCCUCUGUGGCCUUCUCGAGCACAGGCAUGGUGUCUCUGUGGCCUUCUCGAGCACAGGCAUGGUGUCUCUGUGGCCUUCUCGAGCACAGGCAUGGUGUCUCUGUGGCCUUCUGGAGCACAGGCAUGGUGCCUCUGUGGCCUUCUCGAGCACAGGCAUGGUGCCUCUGUGGCCUUCUCGAGCACAGGCAUGGUGCCUCUGUGGCCUUCUCGAGCACAGGCAUGGUGUCUCUGUGGCCUUCUCGAGCACAGGCAUGGUGUCUCUGUGGCCUUCUCGAGCACAGGCAUGGUGUCUCUGUGGCCUUCUCGAGCACAGGCAUGGUGUCUCUGUGGCCUUCUCGAGCACAGGCAUGGUGUCUCUGUGGCCUUCUCGAGCACAGGCAUGGUGUCUAUGUGGCCUUCUCGAGCACAGGCAUGGUGUCUCUGUGGCCUUCUCGAGCACAGGCAUGGUGUCUCUGUGGCCUUCUCGAGCACAGGCAUGGUGUCUCUGUGGCCUUCUCGAGCACAGGCAUGGUGCCUCUGUGGCCUUCUCGAGCACAGGCAUGGUGCCUCUGUGGCCUUCUCGAGCACAGGCAUGGUGCCUCUGUGGCCUUCUCGAGCACAGGCAUGGUGUCUCUGUGGCCUUCUCGAGCACAGGCAUGGUGUCUCUGUGGCCUUCUCGAGCACAGGCAUGGUGUCUCUGUGGCCUUCUCGAGCACAGGCAUGGUGUCUCUGUGGCCUUCUCGAGCACAGGCAUGGUGUCUCUGUGGCCUUCUCGAGCACAGGCAUGGUGUCUCUGUGGCCUUCUCGAGCACAGGCAUGGUGUCUCUGUGGCCUUCUCGAGCACAGGCAUGGUGUCUCUGUGGCCUUCUCGAGCACAGGCAUGGUGCCUCUGUGGCCUUCUCGAGCACAGGCAUGGUGUCUCUGUGGCCUUCUCGAGCACAGGCAUGGUGUCUCUGUGGCCUUCUCGAGCACAGGAAUGGUGUCUCUGUGGCCUUCUCGAGCACAGGCAUGGUGCCUCUGUGGCCUUCUCGAGCACAGGCAUGGUGUCUCUGUGGCCUUCUCGAGCACAGGCAUGGUGUCUCUGUGGCCUUCUCGAGCACAGGCAUGGUGUCUCUGUGGCCUUCUCGAGCACAGGCAUGGUGCCUCUGUGGCCUUCUCGAGCACAGGCAUGGUGUCUCUGUGGCCUUCUCGAGCACAGGCAUGGUGUCUCUGUGGCCUUCUCGAGCACAGGCAUGGUGCCUCUGUGGCCUUCUCGAGCACAGGCAUGGUGUCUCUGUGGCCUUCUCGAGGACAGGCAUGGUGCCUCUGUGGCCUUCUCGAGCACAGGCAUGGUGCCUCUGUGGCCUUCUCGAGCACAGGCAUGGUGCCUCUGUGGCCUUCUCGAGCACAGGCAUGGUGCCUCUGUGGCCUUCUCGAGCACAGGCAUGGUGCCUCUGUGGCCUUCUCGAGCACAGGCAUGGUGCCUCUGUGGCCUUCUCGAGCACAGGCAUGGUGCCUCUGUGGCCUUCUCGAGCACAGGCAUAGUGUCUCUGUGGCCUUCUCGAGCACAGGCAUGGUGCCUCUGUGGCCUUCUCGAGCACAGGCAUGGUGUCUCUGUGGCCUUCUCGAGCACAGGCAUGGUGCCUCUGUGGCCUUCUCGAGCACAGGCAUGGUGUCUCUGUGGCCUUCUCGAGCACAGGCAUGGUGUCUCUGUGGCCUUCUCGAGCACAGGCAUGGUGUCUCUGUGGCCUUCUCGAGCACAGGCAUGGUGCCUCUGUGGCCUUCUCGAGCACAGGCAUGGUGCCUCUGUGGCCUUCUCGAGCACAGGCAUGGUGCCUCUGUGGCCUUCUCGAGCACAGGCAUGGUGCCUCUGUGGCCUUCUCGAGCACAGGCAUGGUGUCUCUGUGGCCUUCUCGAGCACAGGCAUGGUGUCUCUGUGGCCUUCUCGAGCACAGGCAUGGUGUCUCUGUGGCCUUCUCGAGCACAGGCAUGGUGUCUCUGUGGCCUUCUCGAGCACAGGCAUGGUGUCUCUGUGGCCUUCUCGAGCACAGGCAUGGUGUCUCUGUGGCCUUCUCGAGCACAGGCAUGGUGUCUCUGUGGCCUUCUCGAGCACAGGCAUGGUGUCUCUGUGGCCUUCUCGAGCACAGGCAUGGUGCCUCUGUGGCCUUCUCGAGCACAGGCAUGGUGCCUCUGUGGCCUUCUCGAGCACAGGCAUGGUGUCUCUGUGGCCUUCUCGAGCACAGGCAUGGUGUCUCUGUGGCCUUCUCGAGCACAGGCAUGGUGUCUCUGUGGCCUUCUCGAGCACAGGCAUGGUGUCUCUGUGGCCUUCUCGAGCACAGGCAUGGUGUCUCUGUGGCCUUCUCGAGCACAGGCAUGGUGUCUCUGUGGCCUUCUCGAGCACAGGCAUGGUGCCUCUGUGGCCUUCUCGAGCACAGGCAUGGUGCCUCUGUGGCCUUCUCGAGCACAGGCAUGGUGUCUCUGUGGCCUUCUCGAGCACAGGCAUGGUGUCUCUGUGGCCUUCUCGAGCACAGGCAUGGUGUCUCUGUGGCCUUCUCGAGCACAGGCAUGGUGUCUCUGUGGCCUUCUCGAGCACAGGCAUGGUGUCUCUGUGGCCUUCUCGAGCACAGGCAUGGUGUCUCUGUGGCCUUCUCGAGCACAGGCAUGGUGUCUCUGUGGCCUUCUCGAGCACAGGCAUGGUGUCUCUGUGGCCUUCUCGAGCACAGGCAUGGUGUCUCUGUGGCCUUCUCGAGCACAGGCAUGGUGUCUCUGUGGCCUUCUCGAGCACAGGCAUGGUGCCUCUGUGGCCUUCUCGAGCACAGGCAUGGUGCCUCUGUGGCCUUCUCGAGCACAGGCAUGGUGUCUCUGUGGCCUUCUCGAGCACAGGCAUGGUGUCUCUGUGGCCUUCUCGAGCACAGGCAUGGUGUCUCUGUGGCCUUCUCGAGCACAGGCAUGGUGCCUCUGUGGCCUUCUCGAGCACAGGCAUGGUGCCUCUGUGGCCUUCUCGAGCACAGGCAUGGUGUCUCUGUGGCCUUCUCGAGCACAGGCAUGGUGUCUCUGUGGCCUUCUCGAGCACAGGCAUGGUGUCUCUGUGGCCUUCUCGAGCACAGGCAUGGUGCCUCUGUGGCCUUCUCGAGCACAGGCAUGGUGCCUCUGUGGCCUUCUCGAGCACAGGCAUGGUGCCUCUGUGGCCUUCUCGAGCACAGGCAUGGUGUCUCUGUGGCCUUCUCGAGCACAGGCAUGGUGUCUCUGUGGCCUUCUCGAGCACAGGCAUGGUGCCUCUGUGGCCUUCUCGAGCACAGGCAUGGUGCCUCUGUGGCCUUCUCGAGCACAGGCAUGGUGUCUCUGUGGCCUUCUCGAGCACAGGCAUGGUGCCUCUGUGGCCUUCUCGAGCACAGGCAUGGUGUCUCUGUGGCCUUCUCGAGCACAGGCAUGGUGUCUCUGUGGCCUUCUCGAGCACAGGCAUGGUGCCUCUGUGGCCUUCUCGAGCACAGGCAUGGUGCCUCUGUGGCCUUCUCGAGCACAGGCAUGGUGCCUCUGUGGCCUUCUCGAGCACAGGCAUGGUGCCUCUGUGGCCUUCUCGAGCACAGGCAUGGUGUCUCUGUGGCCUUCUCGAGCACAGGCAUGGUGUCUCUGUGGCCUUCUCGAGCACAGGCAUGGUGUCUCUGUGGCCUUCUCGAGCACAGGCAUGGUGUCUCUGUGGCCUUCUCGAGCACAGGCAUGGUGUCUCUGUGGCCUUCUCGAGCACAGGCAUGGUGUCUCUGUGGCCUUCUCGAGCACAGGCAUGGUGUCUCUGUGGCCUUCUCGAGCACAGGCAUGGUGUCUCUGUGGCCUUCUCGAGCACAGGCAUGGUGUCUCUGUGGCCUUCUCGAGCACAGGCAUGGUGUCUCUGUGGCCUUCUCGAGCACAGGCAUGGUGUCUCUGUGGCCUUCUCGAGCACAGGCAUGGUGCCUCUGUGGCCUUCUCGAGCACAGGCAUGGUGUCUCUGUGGCCUUCUCGAGCACAGGCAUGGUGUCUCUGUGGCCUUCUCGAGCACAGGCAUGGUGUCUCUGUGGCCUUCUCGAGCACAGGCAUGGUGUCUCUGUGGCCUUCUCGAGCACAGGCAUGGUGUCUCUGUGGCCUUCUCGAGCACAGGCAUGGUGUCUCUGUGGCCUUCUCGAGCACAGGCAUGGUGUCUCUGUGGCCUUCUCGAGCACAGGCAUGGUGCCUCUGUGGCCUUCUCGAGCACAGGCAUGGUGUCUCUGUGGCCUUCUCGAGCACAGGCAUGGUGUCUCUGUGGCCUUCUCGAGCACAGGCAUGGUGUCUCUGUGGCCUUCUCGAGCACAGGCAUGGUGUCUCUGUGGCCUUCUCGAGCACAGGCAUGGUGUCUCUGUGGCCUUCUCGAGCACAGGCAUGGUGUCUCUGUGGCCUUCUCGAGCACAGGCAUGGUGUCUCUGUGGCCUUCUCGAGCACAGGCAUGGUGUCUCUGUGGCCUUCUCGAGCACAGGCAUGGUGUCUCUGUGGCCUUCUCGAGCACAGGCAUGGUGUCUCUGUGGCCUUCUCGAGCACAGGCAUGGUGUCUCUGUGGCCUUCUCGAGCACAGGCAUGGUGCCUCUGUGGCCUUCUCGAGCACAGGCAUGGUGCUCUGUGGCCUUCUCGAGCACAGGCAUGGUGUCUCUGUGGCCUUCUCGAGCACAGGCAUGGUGUCUCUGUGGCCUUCUCGAGCACAGGCAUGGUGUCUCUGUGGCCUUCUCGAGCACAGGCAUGGUGCCUCUGUGGCCUUCUCGAGCACAGGCAUGGUGUCUCUGUGGCCUUCUCGAGCACAGGCAUGGUGUCUCUGUGGCCUUCUCGAGCACAGGCAUGGUGUCUCUGUGGCCUUCUCGAGCACAGGCAUGGUGUCUCUGUGGCCUUCUCGAGCACAGGCAUGGUGCCUCUGUGGCCUUCUCGAGCACAGGCAUGGUGCCUCUGUGGCCUUCUCGAGCACAGGCAUGGUGCCUCUGUGGCCUUCUCGAGCACAGGCAUGGUGUCUCUGUGGCCUUCUCGAGCACAGGCAUGGUGUCCUCUGUGGCCUUCUCGAGCACAGGCAUGGUGCCUCUGUGGCCUUCUCGAGCACAGGCAUGGUGCCUCUGUGGCCUUCUCGAGCACAGGCAUGGUGCCUCUGUGGCCUUCUCGAGCACAGGCAUGGUGUCUCUGUGGCCUUCUCGAGCACAGGCAUGGUGUCUCUGUGGCCUUCUCGAGCACAGGCAUGGUGCCUCUGUGGCCUUCUCGAGCACAGGCAUGGUGCUCUGUGGCCUUCUCGAGCACAGGCAUGGUGUCUCUGUGGCCUUCUCGAGCACAGGCAUGGUGUCUCUGUGGCCUUCUCGAGCACAGGCAUGGUGCCUCUGUGGCCUUCUCGAGCACAGGCAUGGUGCCUCUGUGGCCUUCUCGAGCACAGGCAUGGUGCCUCUGUGGCCUUCUCGAGCACAGGCAUGGUGUCUCUGUGGCCUUCUCGAGCACAGGCAUGGUGUCUCUGUGGCCUUCUCGAGCACAGGCAUGGUGUCUCUGUGGCCUUCUCGAGCACAGGCAUGGUGUCUCUGUGGCCUUCUCGAGCACAGGCAUGGUGUCUCUGUGGCCUUCUCGAGCACAGGCAUGGUGUCUCUGUGGCCUUCUCGAGCACAGGCAUGGUGUCUCUGUGGCCUUCUCGAGCACAGGCAUGGUGUCUCUGUGGCCUUCUCGAGCACAGGCAUGGUGUCUCUGUGGCCUUCUCGAGCACAGGCAUGGUGUCUCUGUGGCCUUCUCGAGCACAGGCAUGGUGUCUCUGUGGCCUUCUCGAGCACAGGCAUGGUGUCUCUGUGGCCUUCUCGAGCACAGGCAUGGUGUCUCUGUGGCCUUCUCGAGCACAGGCAUGGUGUCUCUGUGGCCUUCUCGAGCACAGGCAUGGUGUCUCUGUGGCCUUCUCGAGCACAGGCAUGGUGUCUCUGUGGCCUUCUCGAGCACAGGCAUGGUGUCUCUGUGGCCUUCUCGAGCACAGGCAUGGUGUCUCUGUGGCCUUCUCGAGCACAGGCAUGGUGUCUCUGUGGCCUUCUCGAGCACAGGCAUGGUGUCUCUGUGGCCUUCUCGAGCACAGGCAUGGUGUCUCUGUGGCCUUCUCGAGCACAGGCAUGGUGUCUCUGUGGCCUUCUCGAGCACAGGCAUGGUGUCUCUGUGGCCUUCUCGAGCACAGGCAUGGUGUCUCUGUGGCCUUCUCGAGCACAGGCAUGGUGUCUCUGUGGCCUUCUCGAGCACAGGCAUGGUGUCUCUGUGGCCUUCUCGAGCACAGGCAUGGUGUCUCUGUGGCCUUCUCGAGCACAGGCAUGGUGUCUCUGUGGCCUUCUCGAGCACAGGCAUGGUGUCUCUGUGGCCUUCUCGAGCACAGGCAUGGUGUCUCUGUGGCCUUCUCGAGCACAGGCAUGGUGUCUCUGUGGCCUUCUCGAGCACAGGCAUGGUGUCUCUGUGGCCUUCUCGAGCACAGGCAUGGUGUCUCUGUGGCCUUCUCGAGCACAGGCAUGGUGUCUCUGUGGCCUUCUCGAGCACAGGCAUGGUGUCUCUGUGGCCUUCUCGAGCACAGGCAUGGUGUCUCUGUGGCCUUCUCGAGCACAGGCAUGGUGUCUCUGUGGCCUUCUCGAGCACAGGCAUGGUGUCUCUGUGGCCUUCUCGAGCACAGGCAUGGUGUCUCUGUGGCCUUCUCGAGCACAGGCAUGGUGUCUCUGUGGCCUUCUCGAGCACAGGCAUGGUGCCUCUGUGGCCUUCUCGAGCACAGGCAUGGUGCCUCUGUGGCCUUCUCGAGCACAGGCAUGGUGUCUCUGUGGCCUUCUCGAGCACAGGCAUGGUGUCUCUGUGGCCUUCUCGAGCACAGGCAUGGUGUCUCUGUGGCCUUCUCGAGCACAGGCAUGGUGUCUCUGUGGCCUUCUCGAGCACAGGCAUGGUGCCUCUGUGGCCUUCUCGAGCACAGGCAUGGUGUCUCUGUGGCCUUCUCGAGCACAGGCAUGGUGUCUCUGUGGCCUUCUCGAGCACAGGCAUGGUGUCUCUGUGGCCUUCUCGAGCACAGGCAUGGUGUCUCUGUGGCCUUCUCGAGCACAGGCAUGGUGUCUCUGUGGCCUUCUCGAGCACAGGCAUGGUGUCUCUGUGGCCUUCUCGAGCACAGGCAUGGUGUCUCUGUGGCCUUCUCGAGCACAGGCAUGGUGUCUCUGUGGCCUUCUCGAGCACAGGCAUGGUGUCUCUGUGGCCUUCUCGAGCACAGGCAUGGUGUCUCUGUGGCCUUCUCGAGCACAGGCAUGGUGUCUCUGUGGCCUUCUCGAGCACAGGCAUGGUGUCUCUGUGGCCUUCUCGAGCACAGGCAUGGUGUCUCUGUGGCCUUCUCGAGCACAGGCAUGGUGUCUCUGUGGCCUUCUCGAGCACAGGCAUGGUGUCUCUGUGGCCUUCUCGAGCACAGGCAUGGUGUCUCUGUGGCCUUCUCGAGCACAGGCAUGGUGUCUCUGUGGCCUUCUCGAGCACAGGCAUGGUGCCUCUGUGGCCUUCUCGAGCACAGGCAUGGUGUCUCUGUGGCCUUCUCGAGCACAGGCAUGGUGUCUCUGUGGCCUUCUCGAGCACAGGCAUGGUGUCUCUGUGGCCUUCUCGAGCACAGGCAUGGUGUCUCUGUGGCCUUCUCGAGCACAGGCAUGGUGUCUCUGUGGCCUUCUCGAGCACAGGCAUGGUGUCUCUGUGGCCUUCUCGAGCACAGGCAUGGUGUCUCUGUGGCCUUCUCGAGCACAGGCAUGGUGUCUCUGUGGCCUUCUCGAGCACAGGCAUGGUGUCUCUGUGGCCUUCUCGAGCACAGGCAUGGUGUCUCUGUGGCCUUCUCGAGCACAGGCAUGGUGUCUCUGUGGCCUUCUCGAGCACAGGCAUGGUGUCUCUGUGGCCUUCUCGAGCACAGGCAUGGUGCCUCUGUGGCCUUCUCGAGCACAGGCAUGGUGCCUCUGUGGCCUUCUCGAGCACAGGCAUGGUGUCUCUGUGGCCUUCUCGAGCACAGGCAUGGUGUCUCUGUGGCCUUCUCGAGCACAGGCAUGGUGUCUCUGUGGCCUUCUCGAGCACAGGCAUGGUGCCUCUGUGGCCUUCUCGAGCACAGGCAUGGUGUCUCUGUGGCCUUCUCGAGCACAGGCAUGGUGUCUCUGUGGCCUUCUCGAGCACAGGCAUGGUGUCUCUGUGGCCUUCUCGAGCACAGGCAUGGCGUCUCUGUGCCUGCCUCUCGAGAAGGCCAGGUGUGUUGA
Closterium sp. Yama58-4 is the source of this 11115-nucleotide messenger RNA. NCBI's taxonomy places the organism in Eukaryota, Viridiplantae, Streptophyta, Zygnematophyceae, Desmidiales, Closteriaceae. The record is from the annotation of a GenBank genome assembly.